AUGAAUGGAGUUAUUGCUCGAUGCUCAUACUUUGGGGGACGAGCAGGGCUGGCAGCUACUUUGCGGACAAAUUCCUCAAUUUCCGAGGGGCUGCGUCGGGAAUUGACGUUGCGGAGACUGCCUUUAGCAUUUGAUUAUCUGCAUCCCCAGCCCUCUCAUCUCCUGGAUUUGACGCUCAGGGGUGUUCUCCCAGAUCCUCAACCUUUAUCAGAGGAUGAUGUCGCCCUUCCUUCCGUGAAUUCUAAUCGCUUCCUGCCGGCGGGCCAUCAUUUAGUUUACUUUCCUCCUCAAGUCGCUCUAUCGCAGCUACUACCAGAUGGUACUGAUGCCCUGCAUAGUCCAGGAGAACCCUUUGGUAGGCGUCUGUGGGCUGGUGGGAAAGUCAGGUUUCCGGCUGCUAGUGAGCUAGUUCUCGAUGGUAGCCGAGCCGUGUGUAUCGAGACGAUUCGUGAUGUAAUUGUGAAAGGACGGCAGGGUGAGGAGAAGGUUGUCGUCAAAAUAGAGAGACGGGUGGCUACAGUGCAAGAAGAUGAGAAAGAGAGUAGUAUCCGGGAGCGUAUAUGGAAGGAAGAUGAGGACAAUGUUGGGCAGUCGUCCAUCAUUGAAAAUAGGGAUUUGGUCUUUAUGCGCAAAAAGACGCGUGAGCAGCUGGACCAUGAUAGAGCAAAAUUUGAGGAAGAGCCUCGAUUUAUUACAUCACCAGCAGACCCUGAAUUUCGUCACAAAAUCAAGCCCAGCAGGGCUCUGCUAUUUCGCUUCUCAGCUCUUACGUUCAAUGCUCACGCCAUCCACCUUGACGAAGCCUACACUCGAAAUGUGGAAGGCUUUCGGAGUCUGCUCGUGCAUGGCCCCUUGACCUUAGCAUUACUGCUAACCGCCCUUCACGCUCAUUUAAUCAAGUACAAUCGGAACAUCAGGGAGAUCGAAUAUAAAAACCUGGCUCCCCUCUAUGCUGAAGAAUCCUUAUCGAUUUGUGGGAAACCCAAAACAAGUAAAUAUAAUGCGGCAUGGGAUGUGUGGAUUGAGAACAAAAACGGGGGUCUUGCUGUUCGAGGCGUUGUUCAAACAGAUCCUUUGUAG
This is a messenger RNA of Aspergillus tanneri, 1080 nucleotides long. RefSeq lists its product as uncharacterized. Gene Ontology annotation, molecular function: (3R)-hydroxyacyl-[acyl-carrier-protein] dehydratase activity. Gene Ontology annotation, cellular component: mitochondrion. The coding region runs from base 1 to 1080 and encodes 359 amino acids. The transcript is spliced from 2 exons. Lineage: Eukaryota; Fungi; Ascomycota; Eurotiomycetes; Eurotiales; Aspergillaceae. The record is from RefSeq and is a predicted model, not a curated record.